Molecule: messenger RNA, 1985 nt
Organism: Lactuca virosa
Lineage: Eukaryota; Viridiplantae; Streptophyta; Magnoliopsida; Asterales; Asteraceae
Source: the annotation of a GenBank genome assembly
ACUAUCUAGAAUCUAUGUCUUCGUUGUGGAUAAUAAAAACCAGACUCAAAAUAUCCAUACCCAUCUCUCUCCAAAAACUCAAAUUCUAGAGAGAGAGAACUCACCUCUGUCUUCCCAUGGAAGCCUUAACUUUCUCCACAGUUGCUUCCCGCCAUUUCUCCACAGCUUUCCCGAGAAAGACGCACCACAACCACUCGGCUACAUCUUGGACCGGUUCAACUUCGCCACACGCGCUCUCAUUCCGCUUCAGUAAUUCAUCGUCCACGAGGGAGCUAUGGGGAAUUGUGAAUUCGCAGAGAGUAAUUCCGGUCAAGAGAGAGAGGCGUGGGGUAAUCAGAGCAGAGAUGUUUGGUCAGCUAACCAGUGGCCUUGAAUCCGCCUGGAACAAGCUUAAGGGCGAAGAGGUCUUAACGAAGGAGAAUAUCGUGGAACCAAUGAGGGACAUUAGACGAGCUCUUCUGGAAGCAGAUGUUAGCCUUCCCGUUGUAAGAAGAUUUGUUCAAACCGUAAGUGAACAAGCUGUUGGUGUUGGUGUGAUUAGAGGAGUCAAACCAGAUCAGCAAUUGGUUAAAAUUGUAAGUGAUGAACUCGUGAAGCUAAUGGGAGGAGAAGUUUCUGAGUUAACUUUUGCAAAAUCUGGCCCCACUGUUAUCUUACUGGCUGGUCUACAAGGUGUUGGGAAGACAACUGUUAGUGCAAAAUUAGCUUUGUACCUCAAGAAACAGGGGAAGAGUUGCAUGCUGAUUGCUGGAGAUGUAUAUAGACCAGCUGCAAUUGAUCAACUUGUUAUUUUGGGUAAACAGGUGGAUGUUCCUGUGUAUGCAGUAGGGACUGAUGUAAAACCAGCAGAAAUAGCUAGACAAGGUCUUCAAGAGGCUAAAAAGAAGAAUGUAGAUGUGGUUAUAAUGGAUACAGCAGGAAGACUUCAGAUAGACAAAAAUAUGAUGGAUGAAUUGAAAGAUGUGAAGAAAACAUUGAAUCCUACAGAAGUUUUGCUUGUUGUGGAUGCAAUGACAGGGCAAGAAGCUGCAGCCUUGGUGACAACUUUCAACCUUGAAAUUGGAAUUACUGGAGCUAUUCUAACUAAGCUAGAUGGGGAUUCAAGAGGUGGAGCAGCUCUAAGUGUUAAAGAGGUGUCAGGAAAGCCAAUUAAGCUUGUGGGACGUGGAGAGAGGAUGGAGGAUCUUGAACCCUUUUAUCCUGAUCGUAUGGCAGGAAGGAUCUUGGGCAUGGGAGAUGUUCUCUCAUUUGUGGAGAAAGCACAAGAAGUUAUGAAACAAGAAGAUGCUGAAGAUUUACAGAAGAAGAUCAUGAGUGCAAAGUUUGACUUCAAUGACUUUUUGAAGCAAACUCGUGCUGUUGCAAGGAUGGGUUCCAUGUCUCGUGUUCUUGGAAUGAUUCCUGGAAUGGGAAAGGUUACUCCUGCCCAAAUUCGAGAAGCAGAAAAGAGCUUACAAAUAAUGGAAGCCAUGAUUGAAGUGAUGACACCAGAGGAAAGGGAGCAGCCUGAACUACUUGCAGAAUCCCCUGCCAGAAGAAAGAGAAUUGCUCAAGAAUCUGGAAAGACCGAGCAGCAGGUGAGCCAACUUGUUGCUCAGCUAUUUCAAAUGCGUGUUCGGAUGAAGAAUUUGAUGGGUGCAAUGGAAGGUGGAUCCGUUCCUGCACUAAGCAACCUUGAAGAGGCGAUCAAAUCCGAACAAAAGGCUCCUCCAGGGACUGCGAGGAGGAAGAGAAAAUCAGAGUCGAGGAAACAAUUUGCGGGGUCAGCAGGACGGCCAAAUCCUCGUGGUUUUGGUGGUGGCAACUGAAGAAAAUAAUAAUCUUUUUAUUCGGAUUAGUAGAUAGAAUGAAUAUUAGAUGAUUUAGCCUUGAAAAGAUAAAGGUGUAAAGUAGUUUUCGUGCAAAAUUACAUAAAAACCAAUUGAAACAGCUUUUUGAGAACCAAGAUAUUGUUUAUUUAAAUCAUGAUAUGGAACUGGGGCAUG